GUGCGCCUGCGCCGGCUCCUCGCGUCUGCGCACUAGUGCCCGCCCCCUACCGGGACCUGACGUCACUUGGCUGGCCCCGCCCCUAGGCUGACGGCACAAUCACGACGUAUCCCGGUCCGCUGCGUUGUGACGUCACACUCCGUGGCCACGCCCUCCGUUUUCUUCCCCGGUUUUCUCCCUAGGAUGAAGCAGAGACUAGAGCUCAGGAAGGCCCUGGCCCUCGAUGGAGCAGGUUUAGUGGGACCAGGUGGGUUGGAUGGCAGGUGAGGGGUGGAGCCACGCCUCAGGGGCGGGGCCAGGUGAGGGAUGGGGCCGGCGAUUGGAGACCGACAGCCCGGUACCCCCAUCGCUCAGCCUCCUGGAAUAGACACCCCCGAACUGGACCCCUUAGAACACACCCUCGUUUCAGCUUGUCCCACAGGCCGGCCUGGACGGCUCCAACGCCUCCUUCAGAGCGGGGAGUUCGACCAGCUGAAGGACUUCACCGUCUUUGAGAGCAAUUUCGUGCAGGUGACCCGGUUAGGAGAAGUUGCCAACAAGGUGACCAUGGGGGUGGCAGCCUCCAGUCCGGCCCUGCAAUUCCCAGACCUGUUGCUGCUGGCAGGCCCCGCCAAGGAGGACGGACGCCUGCAGCUCUUCAGGAUGAUCCCCUUGCAGUUUGUCCAGCUCUUCGUCCACGACAAGAGCCGCAGACAGCUCAAGGUCAAGUUUCAAAACGGCCGCACCUUCUACCUGCAGCUGCGGGGUCCGCCCAGGACCUGCGACUACGAGUUCGGCCAGUGGGUGCGGCUGCUCUACUGCCUGCGCUUCCACUCGGCCCAGAGUAGCCCCAAGGAGGAUGGAGAGGAAGAUGAAGAGGAGGAGGAGGAGGAGUAUCUGAAUGAAAGGGAGGCGGGGAGGGAUGGGGCUUAG
Myotis daubentonii (Daubenton's bat) is the source of this 912-nucleotide messenger RNA. RefSeq names its product golgi associated RAB2 interactor 5A (gene GARIN5A). Gene Ontology annotation, cellular component: nucleus. Lineage: Eukaryota; Metazoa; Chordata; Mammalia; Chiroptera; Vespertilionidae. The record is from RefSeq and is a predicted model, not a curated record.